AUGAAUUUUUAACUACUAAUAAAGCUCUCAAUAGUCUUAGGUCUUUUGAUUUUGAGUAUUGAAGGCAAAUCAAAAGGCAAAACCUAUGAUGAUCUCUAAGAUAUGCUUAAUAAAGCUAAUUAAAAGAUUGAGGAUGAGUAGGAAAGACAUCAUACGACAGAAAAUUAAAAAGUAGAAUAAACUACCAAAAGCAAUAAUCAGGCUACUUCAAAUCCUGUUAUUACUAAUCACUAUUAGACUAUUUCCCAGCCUUAGCAAUCAAAUGAACCUGCAUCAGAUUAGUCAAGUCAUACUUCUACUUAGAAAUUAUCAGGUCCAGACAAUUACAAAGCUAAACAAAGUUUACCUGGGAAGAAAACUAGAAUAGAUGAACUAGCUGAGCAACUAGCUCGAAAGAAGACAACUGAGAGUAGUGAUGGAAUUAAAUUAAGAUAAGUUAGUAUUCCAAGAAAGUAGAAUGAAAAUGAAAAGCUUUACUUUUUGCUCUCCAAUAUUAUACUUUUACUGACUUGUUUGAUCAUAGUAGGAGCUAUCUUCGUCCUAAUAUACUUUAUUUACCGUUAACUGUUUAGUAGAGAGCAGUACUUUUAGUUUGAGGAUUAGCCUGAAAUGAAAUAGAUUCCGGGUUUAACAUUAGCAGAUUUGAGAAAUAUUGAAUAGGCAGUUAACUAUUAAGACUACGGUAGACAAAGUGACUCAACUGUUGGAAGGGAUCACGAGAGGUAAGAUGAUCCUGAAAAGUUGUUUACAAAUUUGGAAAAAAAAUCUGAAUAGCAACAAAAUGCAAUCAAAGAAGAUCAUGAUUACUACCAAAGGAAUGAAGAAAGUAAAAUUCAAAAAUAAAGUUAGCAGAUUAAUCAGAAUUAAAUAGCGAAUUAGGAAUAGAAGGGAUCUCCUCACAAAAGUCAAAAUUAUUUAAAAAGUACUUCCCAAAGUAAAAAUAACCAAAACCAAAAUAAAUAGAACACUAUCACUUCAAUUUUAUCAAAGAAGCGCUGA
Molecule: messenger RNA, 999 nt
Organism: Stylonychia lemnae
Lineage: Eukaryota; Ciliophora; Spirotrichea; Sporadotrichida; Oxytrichidae
Source: the annotation of a GenBank genome assembly